GAGAUGAGUGAUUAUUGAACAAUUCACUGCACACCGCACAGACCAUGAUGCGUCUCCACUGGUUCGCUCCCCAGUGUAGACGCCUGCUGAAUUACUAAGCCCUGCUGACAGAGAGUUCAAAGAGCAAAAACAGACUUGUGCUGCUGUUCGCUGUACCACAAUAAAUUGUAGUAAACAUUCGCUUUCUGCCGAUGUAAUGAAAACCAUGAAAUCCGAACGUAUGAAUCACAUCGCGCUAUUAAAAACGCAUUCCAUAGCCUACGCACAAGUGCCACAGAUAGUAAUUGCUCCAUCGGGACCGCACAAUCCGAGCGCAUACCGGAUCUCCUUUGUACUAUGGAACGCGAUGAGUUUUUAGGUGUACUGCCGGAAGAUCAUAGGCAGUAACAAGACAACAGGAACAACAACCGAUUACCAAAAAUGGACAGCAGGGAAUUCCGACGGCGUGGCACGGAAAUGGUCGAGUACAUCUGUAAUUAUUUAGAAACGUUGGAACAGCGACGAGUGACGCCCAGUGUAGAACCGGGCUACCUGCGGCACCUGCUGCCUGACGAAGCACCCGAGAAUCCGGAACCGUGGGAAAAGAUAAUGCAGGACGUGGAGAGUAAAAUUAUGCCCGGUGUUACACACUGGCAGCAUCCGCGGUUUCACGCGUACUUUCCGUCGGGCAAUUCGUUUCCCUCCAUCCUCGGCGAUAUGUUGAGCGACGGAAUUGGCUGCAUUGGAUUCUCUUGGGCUGCCAGUCCGGCGUGUACCGAGCUGGAGACGAUCGUACUGGAUUGGCUGGGCAAAGCGAUUGGCCUUCCGGAUCAGUUUCUGGCACUAAAGCCGGGUAGCAAAGGCGGUGGUGUAAUUCAGACCUCCGCUUCGGAGUGCGUGCUGGUGACCCUGCUGGCAGCCAGAGCACAGGCCAUCAAGUAUCUCAAACAGCAGCAUCCCUUCGUGGAGGAGGGCCAUCUGCUGUCUAAGUUAAUGGCCUACUGCUCGAAGGAAGCGCACAGCUGCGUGGAGAAAGCUGCCAUGAUCAGUUUUGUUAAACUGCGAAUCCUGGAACCGGAUGAGCAUUGCUCGCUUAGGGCGGAUACGCUGAUCAAGGCCAUGGAGGAGGACGAACAACAAGGGCUCAUUCCAUUUUUUGUAUCCACAACACUGGGAACUACAGGAUCUUGUGCGUUUGAUAAUAUUGCCGAAAUUGGGGAAGCGCUGCAGCGGUUUCCAAGCGUCUGGCUGCAUGUCGAUGCUGCUUAUGCUGGAAAUGCCUUCAUCUGUCCCGAACUUAAAUAUUUACUAAAAGGAAUCGAUUUCGCCGACUCGUUCAACACCAAUCCCAACAAGUGGUUGUUGACUAACUUUGACUGUUCGACAUUGUGGGUUCGUGACAAGAUUCGACUAACGUCUGCCCUGGUGGUUGAUCCACUAUAUUUGAAGCAUGGAUAUUCGGACUCCGCAAUUGAUUACCGUCAUUGGGGUGUCCCACUAAGCCGGCGAUUUCGAUCGCUAAAGCUGUGGUUCGUGCUACGCAGUUACGGUAUAGUUGGUUUGCAAAACUAUAUUCGACAUCAUAUUGAUUUGGCUAAACGUUUCGAAAAGCUGGUACUGAAGGAUAGUCGUUUCGAGGUAUGUAACGAGGUUAAACUAGGGCUGGUUUGCUUCAGACUCAAGGGGUCCGAUCGGUUGAACGAGAAGCUGCUCAGCGCUAUUAACGCUUCUGCAAAGAUUCAUAUGGUUCCGGCCUCGGUCAACGAGCGGUACGUGAUUAGAUUUUGUGCUGUGGCUCAAAACGCGUCGGUUGAAGAUAUUGAUUACGCUUGGGAUGUGAUCACCGAUUUUGCUGCCGAGAUUCUCGAGAAGGAGCAGGCGGAUGAAGUAUCCGAGAUCGUUGAUAGGCGCAAGACUCAUACAUUAGCUCAGAAACGAUCGUUCUUCGUGCGUAUGGUCAGCGAUCCAAAGAUUUACAAUCCGGCCAUUAAUAAGGCCCAAACACCACGAAUAUCUAAUGAAUUAACAUCUCCUUCUACGGAUGGUACGAUUGUGACUGUAAAUUCACCAAAAACUCCAGGAUCCGCUUCUUGGAUUAGCUGGCCUUUAGCGUUCCUGUUUGCUAAUUCCGACGACGGACCGAAAAACGAUAUGCCAUUGAGAUUCCGUCAUUUGGAUACAAUGGUGCGAUUAUCCGCUUCACGCAGAAACUCAGCUGCCGGUGGAGGAUCUUCACCCUCACCAGAGGGUGAAAACGGUGUUGUAUUGAUUAAAUCCCCCAAGCGUUCCCCAAUAAUGGUAAGAAGACGCGGCACUUCGCCAGCAUCUGGGACAGGAAACGGUGCUUCUAAUUAAAUGCAUGCAUUAGACCCUAUGUGGACCUAUCUAACUUCAAUUGUCGCGCAUCGAAGGAAGAGAAACGAAGGCCAUACAUUAACAGUCCAACCGAAUUCAUUAGACAAUACAGCGGAUUUCAGAUGUUUGCAAACACACUGUAGGUAUAUGUAUCAUAAAUCGUACCCCGAUCGAGCAAAUUCAGAGCUAUGACUGUAUAAAAAGGCACGUUCGCAUGAGCGACCGCAGGGUACGGAAACUGACCUAAAUAUAGCCCAUCUUGCAUUGUUGGAAGUAUAUUAAAAUUACUUAUUCUCGCCUCUUCAUCUUGCUCUCAAUCAGUAACUAGUUGCAGCCAUACACACAGCAAAAUAAACAAAUACCAUAGAGUUGAAGUUAAGAAUCCGUAGGAAGUAAUGAAGGAAA
Molecule: messenger RNA, 2739 nt
Organism: Wyeomyia smithii (pitcher-plant mosquito)
Lineage: Eukaryota; Metazoa; Arthropoda; Insecta; Diptera; Culicidae
Gene: Tdc2
Product: aromatic-L-amino-acid decarboxylase
Exons: 9
Coding region: 421-2334 (637 amino acids)
Biological process (GO): amino acid metabolic process
Molecular function (GO): pyridoxal phosphate binding; carboxy-lyase activity
Source: RefSeq, a predicted model, not a curated record